AUGACAACUGCAAUAGUGGUGGGUGUUUCUACCGGCGCCAUGAAACCUGUUCUCGAUAAGCUGUCCAUUCUUAUGGGAGGCGAGUUCUCGAAGAUGAAAAACGUGCGGAAGGAUGUACAGUUUCUCAGUGAUGAGCUUACAAGCAUGAAAGAUCUUCUUGAGAACCUUGCACUUGUGGACGAGCUAGAUCCACAAACCAAGAGAUGGAGAGACAAAGUAAGGGACAUGUCUUAUGACAUUGAGAACAUUAUUGAUGACUUCAGGCGAAAAUUUGUGGAGAAAAAUGAAAAGGAAGGGCUUGCCAAGAAGACUGUUCGGUUCCUUAAAACUUUCAGAGCCCGUUACCAGAUUGCUGGCCAGAUUGAAGGGAUCAAGAAAUUAGUGCUUGAAACUAGUGACAGACGCAACAGGUAUAAGUUCAAUACUCCUCCGCCAAACGAUGUGGCCAUUGACCCACGAGUUGCCAUACUCCAACAAGAUGCAGAUAGCUUUGUCGGUUUGAAAGUGCCAACUGAUGAGCUCGUCGACUGGUUAAAUGACAAGGAGAUGCAUUUGAAGGUGGUAUCCAUUGUGGGAUUUGGAGGUCUGGGCAAAACUACACUCGCCAAUGAGAUAUACCGUCAACCCGAUGGAGGAUUUGAAUGUCGUGCAUUUGUCCCAGUGACACAAAAGCAUAACAUCCCAAAACUUAUUCAUAGUUUACUAUCUGAACUUGGGAGUGAUGCAUGUUCUUAUGAUUGUGAAGUAAAUGUUCUUCUCAACAAACUCAAAGAACAUCUACAAAAAAAGAGGUACUUGAUUGUAAUUGAUGAUCUAUGGGAGAAGUUGCCAUGGGAUGUUAUUAAAGGUGCUUUCCCAGAUAAUGGCCUUGGCAGUAGAGUAAUAACAACCACAAGAAUACAUGAUGUGGCUAAGGCAUGUUGCUCCCAUCCUCGUGAUUAUAUUUUGGAAAUGAAGCCACUUAGCGAUGAAGACUCAAGAAGACUGUUCUUUAAUAGGAUAUUUAACUCUGAAGAAGCUUGCCCUUGCCAGCUUCGGGAUAUUUCUACUGAAAUUCUCAAAAAAUGUGAUGGUAUGCCCCUUGCAAUUAUUACUGUAUCAGGCAUGCUAGCAAGUGAAUGCUUAGACCAACAGGAUUGGGAGCAUAUACGGAAUUCACUAGGUUCUAGAACAAAUUUCACGUUGAAAGGGAUGAGAAAAAUCUUAGAUCUCAGCUACAAGAACCUUCCUCCUCACCUCAAGACAUGCUUGUUGUAUCUUGGUAUGUAUCCCGAGGACUUCAAAAUACAGAGGCAUCAUUUGGAACUUCAAUGGAUUGCCGAAGGCUUUAUUAGUAAAGAGAAUGGGCAAGAUGUGGAGAAGGUUGCAAGAAGUUAUUUCAACGAGCUUGUCAAUAGGAGCCUUAUUCAACCUAUAAGAUUUGACAACUGUGGGUUGGUCACGCAUUGCAAAGUUCAUGAUAUGAUGCGUGAUCUUAUCUUGUGUAAAUGUGCAGAAGAAAAUUUUCUCACCAUAAUAGAUGAACCUGAAGCCAUCACAAAACCGGAUAACAAGGUCCGUCGAUUGUCUCUCCACCUGCAUGAUGAUGAAGUUAAUGGAACAGAGUUAUGGGUUAACAUUAGUCUGUCCCAAGUUCGGACUUUUAUGAUCUUUGGUGACCGUGAUGGUAUGCCUCCUCUGUCACUGUUCAAAUUCCUUCGAGUUCUGCAUAUCGACCUCACUUGA
Messenger RNA from Triticum turgidum subsp. durum (durum wheat), 1725 nucleotides. NCBI's taxonomy places the organism in Eukaryota, Viridiplantae, Streptophyta, Magnoliopsida, Poales, Poaceae. The record is from the annotation of a GenBank genome assembly.